AUGAGUCCGGGCUUGCCGCUUGCUGAUCCGCACGUUGGCGGCGGCGGCGGCAGCAGCUGCGGUGUAGGAAACGGCGGCGGUUCCGCGGGCCGCACCGCGAUUCCCGGCGCAAUUCCCGGCGUAGGAAACGGCGGUUUUGGUGCGGAAGCAGCCGCUCUGGAGCAACACGACGGGAAUCAAGCAGCGGCUGCGGCGGCUGCUGCUGCGGCUGCUGCCGCUGCGGCGGCGGCGGCGGCGGCUGGGGGAUGGAUGUUGCUCCCUUCAGCUGGUUCUCUUCAUAAUCACCCCGCGUUAUUAUCACCUGCUGCAGCGUCCGUGCAGCACAAUCACCUGCUCGCCUCGUUAAAGUCAAUCGCUGGAAUUCCCGGAAUCUCGCCAGUCGGCGCAUCCCAACCGUCCAUCUCCCUAUCGCACGGUCACUUGCCGUUCCCGUCCCCUUACGCUGGUAACGCCGCGGCGUUAAUUCCGUUUCUUCCCCCCGGUGCUCAUCAUCCAAUCAGCAACCUCCACAUCAGCGGCGGCGCGCAAGGGUUGACUCAUAACAGUUUAGCGUUUGAGGCGUACGUGUCCGCGUUACAGCUGAAUCCGACACACGCUGUAGCGCUGACGCAGUGCGGGGUGCUGUAUAAAGAGGAGGGACAUCUAUUAGAAGCGAUAGAGGCGUAUAGGAAGGCGUUGGAGGCGGAUCCGGGGUGCAAGGAGGCGCAGGAGCAGCUAGCUGUGGUGCUCACAGACCUGGGCACGCGCCUCAAGCUGGGGGGAUCGGUGCAAGAGGGGAUAGCCAAGUAUUAUGAGGCCAUUGCGGCUGACCAGAGAUACGCGCCGGCGUACUACAACCUAGGGGUGGUGUAUUCGGAGAUGGGGCAGUACGAGGCGGCCCUUCAGUUCUACGACAAGGCAGUGGCGCUCAGGCCGCUCUAUGCGGAGGCGCACUGCAACAUGGGCGUCAUCUACAAGAACUGCGGCGAUCUGCACUCGGCUAUUGCGUGCUAUGAGCGGUGUCUGGCAGUGGCGCCUAAUUUCACAAUUGCACGCAACAACAUGGCCAUCGCCCUCACUGACCUGGGCACCAAGGUGAAGCUAGAGGGCGACAUAUCAGCGGGAGUGGCGCACUACAAGCGGGCGCUGCUGUUCAACUCGCACUACGCCGAUGCCAUGUACAACCUGGGCGUGGCCUAUGGCGAGAUGCUCAAAUUCGACAUGGCAGUGGUGAUGUACGAGCUAGCCCUUCAUUUCAAUCCUCAAUGCGCCGAGGCGUGCAACAACCUGGGGGUGAUAUACAAGGACAGAGACAACCUGGACAAGGCCGUGGAGUGCUAUCAGAAGGCGCUGCGCAUCAAGCCCAGCUUCUCCCAGUCGCUCAACAACCUGGGGGUUGUCUACACCGUGCAGGGCAAGAUGGACCUAGCGCUCAACAUGAUUCAAGCUGCCAUUCUCGCCAACCCCGCAUAUGCCGAGGCGUACAACAAUCUGGGUGUGUUGCACAGGGAUGCGGGCAACAUCCCAGCAGCCAUAGAGGCAUACCAGCAGUGCCUCGCUAUCGACCCAGACUCCAGAAAAUGCCGGCCAG
Messenger RNA from Closterium sp. Yama58-4, 1570 nucleotides. The record is from the annotation of a GenBank genome assembly. NCBI's taxonomy places the organism in Eukaryota, Viridiplantae, Streptophyta, Zygnematophyceae, Desmidiales, Closteriaceae.